AUGAAGAUGUUAACAAAGUUUGAGUCCAAGUCUACCAGGGCGAAAGGAAUUGCCUUUCAUCCAUCCAGACCAUGGGUUUUGGUAGCACUUUUCUCUUCUACCAUCCAAUUGUGGGAUUACCGUAUGGGUGUUUUGCUUCACCGUUUUGAAGAUCACGAGGGCCCUGUUCGAGGAAUUGAUUUCCAUCCAACGCAGCCUUUAUUUGUUUCGGCAGGUGAUGAUUAUACUAUCAAGGUUUGGUCUCUUGAAACCAAUAAAUGUUUGUUCACCUUAGAUGGACACUUGGAUUAUGUCCGUACCGUAUUCUUCCAUCAUGAAUUGCCAUGGAUCAUUUCUAGUUCUGACGAUCAAACGAUUCGUAUUUGGAAUUGGCAAAACAGAAAAGAAAUUGCCUGCUUAACAGGCCAUAAUCACUUCGUUAUGUGUGCUCAAUUCCAUCCAGUCGAGGACUUAGUCGUAUCUGCUUCCUUGGAUGAAACAGUGAGAGUGUGGGAUAUUUCAGGCUUGAGAAAGAGACACUCCGCUCCAGGUUCACAAUCUUUUGAUGAACAAAUGAGACAACAACAAAACCUGCUUGAUGGAGGUUUUGGUGACUGUGUCGUAAAGUUCAUUCUUGAAGGUCAUACUAGAGGUGUUAAUUGGGCCUCUUUCCAUCCUACAUUGCCAUUAAUUGUUUCUGGUUCUGAUGACCGUCAAGUUAAAUUAUGGAGAAUGAGCGCUACAAAGGCUUGGGAAGUUGAUACUUGCAGGGGACAUACAAAUAACGUGGACUCUGUCAUUUUCCAUCCGUACCAGAAUUUGAUUAUAUCUGUUGGUGAGGACAAAACUUUGAGAGUUUGGGAUCUGGACAAAAGAACUCCAGUAAAGCAAUUUAAAAGAGAGAACGAUAGAUUCUGGUUAGUGAGAGCUCAUCCAAAUUUGAACUUGUUUGGUGCUGCUCAUGAUUCUGGUAUUAUGAUAUUUAAACUUGACCGUGAAAGACCACCAACUGCAACUAACCAAAACCAAUUGUUCUUUAUUAACAAAGAGAAACAAGUACAAAUGUUUGAUUAUCACAAAAGAAUCACUUCUCUUCCAUACGUUUCAUUAAAGAACAUUGGUAAGCCUUGGAGCUCCUUCCGCAGCAUGUCAUACAACCCAUCUCAACACUCGGUAUUGGUCAAUUCUUCCGAGAAGGAAUCUGACAGAUUCAGUUUAUGCGUCCUACCAAAACAACCAACUGGAGCAGUAGAAGCUAGUAAUGUUAUUACUGAUGACGGUAGCUUUGCUACAUUUGUUGCUCGUAACAGAUUUAUCGUGCAUAACAGCAGUUCAAGUAGUUUGGAAGUGCGCAGUCUAGAUAACAAGGUUACAAAAUCCAUCAAAUUAUCUGCUAGCGUAAAGGACAUUACAUUGGCUGCACCUGGUACUGUAUUGAUCUUAUACAGUCAUUCCGUUGUAUUGAUGGAUGUUCAACAAGGUAAAGCCCUUGCGGAAUUACCUUUGAAGAAUAUCAAAUACACUGUGUGGUCACAAGAUGGUCAAUACGUCGCAUUGAUGAGCAAGCACACAUUGACUAUUGCCAAUAGAAAAUUGGAAAUUGUUACAUCCAACCACGAAAGUAUCAGAAUUAAGAGUGCCAGCUGGGAUGAAACCGGGGUUUUGAUUUACUCUACGUUGAACCACAUUAAGUACUGCUUGUUGAAUGGUGAUUCAGGUAUUAUCAAAACUUUAGAAAAAACCCUCUAUAUUUCAAAGGUUCAUGGAAAAUUCGUAUAUGCUUUGAAUAGAGAAGGUGAAGUUGAAAUUUUGACCAUUGAUCCUACAGAAUAUCGUUUCAAGAAAGCUUUGGUUAACAAGAACUUCCCAGAAGUUAUACGUAUCAUUAAGAAUUCUAAUCUAGUUGGCCAAAAUAUCAUUUCGUACUUGCAAAAGUCAGGAUAUCCAGAAAUCGCUCUACAAUUUGUUGAAGAUCCCCAAACGCGUUUCGAUUUAGCAACUCAAUAUGGUAAUCUUGAAGUUGCAUUGGAAGAGGCUGAAAAGCUAAACAACGAUCUUGUUUGGGAAAAGUUAGGUAAGGAAGCUUUCGCUCAGGGCAACACUGAUAUCGUCGAAUUAGUUUAUCAAAACACCAAACAAUUUGAUAAAUUAUCAUUUUUGUAUCUAUUGAAAGGUGACACUUCGAAGCUGACAAAAAUGGAAACUAUUGCUGAACAUCGUUCUGAUAUUGCAGGUUUGAUUCAAAACACUUUCUAUAAUAACUCCAUACAAAAGCGCGCAAGUGUGUUUUUGAAUGCUGGGUCUGCUCCAUUGGCUUAUGCUGUCGCUAAGGCGAAUGGCGAUGAUGAUCUUGCAGAGUCUAUUUUGCAAUCUGAGGAAAUUGAUGAGCAAGAUGUGUCUUUGCCAGAGAUUGUAUCUUCGUCAACAAAUAUUAAAAACAGUGUUUUGCCUGCCCCAUUAAAGAACUGGCCUUUGAAGGAUGCCGAAGUCUCUUUCUUUGAAAAGGCAUUGCUCGGUCAAAUGCAAGAAUUGGAUAUUUCUGACGAAAAAGAAGAAGAACCACUUGAAUCACAGGAGGUAGACCAAUUUGCAAUCGCUGACCAAGAAAAUAUUGAAUUCGAAGAUGAAGAUAUCGGUAAUGAAGAAGAUGCUUGGGACUUAGAUGAAAAUGACUUAGAGUUAGACGACGACUUAGAGCCGGAGGAAACUGAAGUCGCAGAGGAGACUGGGGAGGAAUCAGAAUUACCUACUUGGAUCAAAAAUUCCAAACUUCCUGCAGUGCUAGUUGCCGCAGGUGCGUUUGACGCGGCUGCACAAGCAUUGAACAAACAAGUAGCUGUUGUCAACUUUGAGCCUCUCAGAAAACGCUUUAUUGAUAUAUACGAUGGUGCUAGAACAUACAUCAGCGGAACGCCUAAUGAAAUUCCUUCUAUAGUUGGAUAUAUCCGUGCUGUUGCUGACGAAGAGGACAGAUCAAAAAUCCUACCGCUUGUUCCAGGUGUUGAAGUUGUAACAGCUAUCUUGAACGAAGGUUUCAAAGCAUUUAAAGCCAAUAAGCUAGAAAUUGCCAUUCAACAUUUCCGUGAUGUGAUCUAUACCGUUUCUUUAUUGGUGGUGAAUGACAAAGAGGAUGAGACAACUGCACAAUCCGCCUUGGCUACUGCCCGUGAGUAUGUUUUAGGUCUAUCCAUGGAACUUGAGCGUCGUUCCCUACCGGCAAGUGAUGUUAAACGUAAUCUAGAACUAGCCGCAUAUUUCAGCAGAACAAAGCUCCUCCCUGUUCAUAGAAGUAAUGCUUUGAAUGUUGCUAUGACUCAAUCAUUUAAAAAUAAGAACUUUGUGUUGGCUUCAUAUUUUGCAGGCGAAUUCUUAAAGAUUGUCACUACCGGAGCUCGUGCUGAACAAGCCCAAAAAAUUAAGGCUAAAGCUGACAGCUUGGCUCACGAUGCAAUUGAAAUUGAUUUCGAUCCUUACGCCGAGUUUGAUAUUUGUGCAGCUUCUCAUACUCCAAUAUACAAAGGUACUCCUUCCGUUACAGAUCCACUAACGGGUGCGAAGUACCAUGUGUCUGAGAAGGGCAAGAUUGACUCUAUUGCGUUGAUCUCGAAAAUCGGAGCUCCUGCUUCGGGACUAAGGAUACAAUUGUCUAUAAAUUAG
Molecule: messenger RNA, 3636 nt
Organism: Kluyveromyces marxianus DMKU3-1042
Lineage: Eukaryota; Fungi; Ascomycota; Saccharomycetes; Saccharomycetales; Saccharomycetaceae
Gene: COP1
Product: coatomer subunit alpha
Exons: 1
Coding region: 1-3636 (1211 amino acids)
Biological process (GO): intracellular protein transport; endoplasmic reticulum to Golgi vesicle-mediated transport; intra-Golgi vesicle-mediated transport
Cellular component (GO): COPI vesicle coat
Molecular function (GO): structural molecule activity; protein binding
Source: RefSeq, a predicted model, not a curated record